AGGCGCCAGAUCCAGACCACUAACAACACGACGCCGGCAGCAACCUUCCCACAAGCAGCGGCCAUGGCGUACUCGGCCUCCCUGCAGAGCUUCCUCCCACCCUCGGCCCACGCGGCGAUGUCGUCGUCCCAGCACCGGCCCAACCGCGCCCGCCCCUUCCAGUGUGCGGCCGUUUCCGCCCCGUCGUCGGCGGCCGCCUCGCCGUCGGCCUCGGCCGUCCCGGCGGAGCGGCUGGAGCCGCGGGUGGAGCAGCGCUGCAACAGGAGGGCGGGUACUGGGUGCCUCACAAGCUCACCAAGCUGCCCAUGGAGCAGAUCGAUGCCGACAAGCUCACCAAGCAGGACGUCGACGUGCGGCUCAAGUGGCUCGGCCUCUUCCACCGCCGCAAGCAGUAGUGUAUGCCCCUGCUCUGUCAAGGUUCUGAGGCAUCAUCUUGUGGAGGAGUCAUGUUGAGAUCAAUCCCAAACAUCAUUGCGGCGGUGGAGCACUUGCUCAGCAGCAGCAACAACAGAGGCGGGGGCGGGGAAUACCAGCAGCAACAGAGGCGAGGGCGGGCGCGGAGAGGAAGACCCUGGGCUUGGAGGAGAGGUUGAGCAGGGCCAACGCGGCGAUGAAGACCCUGGGCCAGAGUGGCGACAAAGACCCAGCGCCGCGACGGCGACCAAAAUUGUCCGCGGCGACGGCGGCCAAGGCGGACCAAAUCGAGGACCUAGUCAUCGAUUUACUGCUUCUUGGCAUGAUUCAGAGGGAGGUGACGAAGAGGAAGAACUUUAGGAGCAAUCCCACUGCUCAGGUAGGCGAGGGCACACCCAUGGCGGCUGCGCGCAGCUGGGCGGCGGCGCAAGGCGCCUCCGUGGAGGUUCUGCGCGUCUCCUCCGCGACGACGCAGGUCGUCUCCUGCACAGGCGGCUGGGUCCUGCAACACGCGGAGACUCUCUCUGGGUGCUGAGGAGAACGGGGGAGGAAGACGGGGGAUGGUGGCCGGAGCCGGCGACGUGCGAGCGACGGUGGAGAACUGAGGAAGGAGACGGGGCGUUUUUUCAAAUGAUUCGAAAGUAUCAGGACAUGUUUGCAAAAUGCAUAAUGUACAGCAUGCGCGACAUCUAAAUCCGAACGGAAGGAUUUUAUUUUUUGAAGUUUU
Messenger RNA from Aegilops tauschii subsp. strangulata, 1141 nucleotides. Lineage: Eukaryota; Viridiplantae; Streptophyta; Magnoliopsida; Poales; Poaceae. The record is from RefSeq and is a predicted model, not a curated record.